Alternaria atra is the source of this 5142-nucleotide messenger RNA. RefSeq lists its product as uncharacterized. The transcript has 4 exons. The record is from RefSeq and is a predicted model, not a curated record. Gene Ontology annotation, biological process: resolution of meiotic recombination intermediates; sister chromatid segregation; DNA topological change. Gene Ontology annotation, molecular function: ATP binding; DNA topoisomerase type II (double strand cut, ATP-hydrolyzing) activity; DNA binding. Bases 1 to 5142 code for a protein of 1713 amino acids. NCBI's taxonomy places the organism in Eukaryota, Fungi, Ascomycota, Dothideomycetes, Pleosporales, Pleosporaceae. Gene Ontology annotation, cellular component: nucleus.
AUGGACGACUCCCUAAUGGAAGACUCGGUCUUCGAUGAAGGCGGCAGCUCCGACUUCGCCCCACCCGCAAAGCCAGCGAAGGCCACCAAGGCCGCCGCGAAGCCAAAAGCCGCAGCAACGAAGAAAGCAGCUGGACCUGCGAAACCUCGAGGCCGACCGGCUGGCGCGACCGCAAAGCCCAAGGCCGCUGCGAAGCCGAAAGCCGCACCCAAGAAGAAGGCCAAAGCCGACUCGGACAUGGAUGAGAACUCGGAUGUAGACAUGGACAAGGACCCAGUCGAUGAUGACGAGUCACUCCUCAACGACACACCAGAAAAGCCCAAGAAGGCGCCGGCCGCGAAGAAGUCCAGUGGCAAACCUCUUGCAGACAUCGCGAAUGAGAGCUUUGGCGCAGAUGGCGACGAUGUGCCCAUUUCGGCGCCCAAGAAGGGCGGCGCGAGCAGCAAGUACCAGAUGUUGACGCAUUUGGAGCAUAUCAUGAAGCGCCCUGACACAUACAUUGGCUCUGUAGAGCGACAGACAGACAAGAUGUGGGUGUACAACUCAGAGAGCGAGUCGAUGGAGUUCCGCGACGUAUCUUACGUUCCCGGUCUAUACAAAAUCUUCGACGAAAUUCUCGUCAACGCGGCAGACAACAAGCAGAAUGACAAGAACAUGAGUGAGAUCAGGGUCACGGUUGACCGGGAGUCUGGCGAGAUCUCCAUCAAGAACGACGGCAAGGGAAUCCCAAUCGAGAUUCACAAAGAACACGGCAUAUACGUACCAGAGAUGAUUUUUGGUCACCUUCUCACAUCCUCCAACUACGACGACAACCAGCAAAAGGUCACAGGUGGUCGCAACGGUUACGGAGCAAAGCUUUGUAACGUUUUCAGUACCGAAUUCACGGUCGAGACGGUGGAUUCCAAGCAGAAGAAGAAGUACAGGCAGACUUGGACUGACAACAUGAGCAAAAUGGGCAAGGCCAAGAUCACCGAUAUCAAGGCGGAAGACUACACCAAGGUCAGCUGGAAGGCUGACUACGCUCGGUUCGGAAUGACUGGUAUCGACGAUGAUUUUGAGGCCAUGGUCAAGCGCAGAACCUACGAUAUGGCUGGUACACUACGGGGUAUCAAAGUCUACCUGAACGGUGACCGUAUCAAGAUCUCGUCGUUUGCCAAGUACAUGGAAAUGUAUACCAAGUCGAUUUCGCGCGACCAGGGCAAGAGCGAAGACGACAAGGAGAAGGACGUCAUCAUCACAGACAAGCUAGACCGCUGGGACAUUGGUUUCGCCGUGUCAGACGGUUCUUUCAACCAGGUCUCCUUCGUCAACUCGAUUGCGACGACAUCUGGUGGUACGCACGUCAACCACAUCGCCGACCAGAUUAUCGAAAAGCUCAUGGCCAUUGUUAACAAGAAGAACAAAGCUGCUGUCAAGCUGAAACCAGCGCAGAUUAAGAACCAUCUGUUCUUGUUCGUCAACUGUUCUAUUGUCAACCCGGCCUUCACAUCCCAGACCAAGGAGCAGCUCACGACCAAAGCCAGCCAGUUCGGUAGCAAGCCAGUCCUUAGCGACAAGUUCCUGAACGCCAUCGCGAAGACCGAGGUCAUCCAGAACAUCAUGCACUUUGCCCAGCAAAAGGCCGACCAGAUGAUGAAGAAGACCGACGGCAACAAGCGCAACCGUAUUAGCAACGCAAAGCUCACGGACGCUAACAAGGCAGGAACCAAGGAUGGACACCUCUGCACACUCAUUCUCACUGAAGGUGAGUCGGCCAGUGUACUUGCUUUGGCUGGUCGUGCCGUUGUCAACCAGGAUUUGUUUGGCGUUUUCCCGCUUCGUGGUAAGCUUCUCAAUGUCCGAGAUGCUACUGUGGACCAGAUCAUGAAGAAUGCCGAGAUCCAGAACAUCAAGAAGUUUAUGGGACUUCAACAUAAGAAGGAGUACACGGUAGCGGAUAUGAAGAGCUUGCGAUACGGUCAUCUCAUGAUCAUGACCGAUCAAGAUCACGACGGUAGCCAUAUCAAGGGUCUUCUUAUCAACUUCCUUCAGUGCCAGUUCCCGAGCUUGCUCAAGAUUCCUGGCUUCCUCUUGGAGUUCAUCACUCCUAUCGUCAAAGUCUGGAAGGGCGACCCCAAGAACCCACGCAACAUGCGAAGCUUCUUCUCUAUGCCUGAGUACGAGGAAUGGAAAGAGCAGCACCAGCAUGAGAAGGGAUGGGACCAUAAGUACUACAAGGGAUUGGGUACCAGCGACAUUCCCGAUGCUCAAAUUUACUUCAAAGACCUCGACACGCAUAUGAAGCGCUUCCAGGUCAUGCGUGAUGAGGAGGAGAAACUCAUCGAGCUUGCGUUCUCAAAGAAGAAGGCUGAUGCUCGCAAAGACUGGCUGCGCGACUUUGUGCCUGGCCAGCAUCUCGACCUCACCACCCCAGACAUCUCUUACGAUGACUUCGUGAACAAGGAGCUAAUUCUUUUCUCCAUGGCCGACAACGUGCGAUCGAUUCCCUCCGUUAUCGAUGGUCUGAAGCCCGGCCAGCGCAAGGUGCUGUACACCUGCUUCAGGCGAAACAUCAAGAAGGACGUCAAGGUCGUUGAGCUUGCAGGUUCCGUCUCUGGAUCCACGGACUAUGCCCACGGUGAAGCUUCCAUGCAAGGAACUAUUGUCAAUCUUGCGCAGAACUUUGUCGGUACCAACAAUAUCAACUACCUUGAACCUAGUGGUAACUUCGGUUCCCGUCUCAAGGGUGGUGCCGAUGCUGCCAGCGCCAGGUACAUCUACACACGCCUGUCGCCAUUCGCACGACGUAUCUUCCACGCCCACGAUGACGCACUGCUGAAGUACGGUGAAUCGGAUGGUCACAAGAUCGAGCCUGAGAUGUUCGUUCCAAUCCUGCCCACGAUUCUCAUUAACGGUUCGAGCGGUAUCGGUACUGGUUGGAGUUCGGAAAUUCCCAACUUCAACCCGAUGGACAUUAUUGAGAACAUCAAGCGCCGUAUGGCGCCAGGCGCCACCAAGGAGGACAUGACUCCUAUGGUUCCCUGGUACAAGGGCUUCACUGGCACAACGACAGUGCUCGGUCCCGACCGUUACCAGUUUACCGGAGUUGUCCGACAGACUGGCGACAAUGAGGUUGAGAUUACUGAACUGCCGGUUCGCUACUGGACACAAGACUUCAAGGAGAAACUCGAGGAGAUCAUCAAGGCUGAGAAAGGUCCUUCUUACAUCAAGGACUACAUCGACUACAACACCCCAGACCGCGUUCACUUCAUCAUCAAGAUGGAGGACAAGUACAUGGCGACGGCUCUUGCUAAGGGUCUUGAAGAGAUGUUCAAGCUUUUCAAGCCUCAGUCGACAAGCAAUCUCGUCGCUUUCGAUGCGCAUGGACGCAUUCACAAAUAUGCAAGCGUUCUCGAUAUUAUCGAGGAGUUCUACCACGUCCGUCUGCGAUACUACGAGAAGCGAAAGCAGCAUCAGCUUCAAGUCAUGGAAAAGGAGCAUCUGAAGAUGACGAACCAGGCCAGGUUUAUCCAGAUGAUCAUCGACGGAAAGCUCACCGUUUCAAAGAAGAAGAAGGCUGUGCUUGUUCAAGAGCUCAAGAAACUUGGCUUCACACCCUUCCCCAAGGUUGAAGAUGCCAAGGCCGCUGGCGAGGUCGAGGAUGUCCAGGAAGACGAUGAAUCAGAGGAGACUGAGGCGGAGGUGUCCGCCAAUGACUACGAUUACCUGCUAGGUAUGGCCAUUUGGUCACUUACUCAGGAGCGCGUCGAGAAGCUUUUGAAGCAGAUCGGCGAGAAGCAACACGAAAUUGACACCCUCAUCAAACUCUCGCCCAAGGACAUCUGGAAGGUUGAUCUUGACGCCUUUAUGGAAGAAUGGGAUGUUCAACUGCAGGAAGAGGUCAAACGUAAGAAGAAGAUUGCUGCUGUCACUCGUCGCCCGUCCCAGAAGCUGGGUAUCGGUGCAGGCAAGGGUAAGGGAAAGAAGAAGAGAAAGGCGGAUGGAAGUGACUCAGACGACUCUGGAUCCGACUUUGGCCCGGUUAAGAAGAAGGCAAAGCCAAAGAAGGAGGGAUUGCUCAGCUAUCUUCAGCAAGAACCAGCCAAGAAACCUACUGCAGCGGAAGCUCUCAAGAGCAGUAGCGCAUUUGGGUCAUCUGCGCCGCAAAAGCAAGGCACUUUGCUCGCACAUCUAGUCAAGAAGAAGGAGGAGACUCCGCAGACUGAGGGGGGAGAGGAUGGCAGAUCAGCUUCUGCAGAUUCAGUGCCAGCACCAGCACCAGCCAAACGUGGCCGCCCAGCUGCUGCGAAGGCUAUCAAGAAGGACCCAAUCUCGGACGAUGAAGACUCGGAUGUUUUCGCUGUAGUCGCUCAGGAGGCCGCGAAGGAGCCCUCGAAGACGGCUGCCUCUCGCACUGCUCGCAGCGCAAAGAAGGCGGCCCCCAAGUACAACCUCGGCAGCGACUCCGAUGAUGAUGAUGACGAUGACCUUCUCGGCGAUGUUAGCACUAUGGUCAAGACUAUCGGAUCCGGUACUAGUGGAGUCCCAAUGUUCAAGGCAACCACUACCGCCCGCCCCGCUCCUGUCACGAAGAAGAACAGCAUUAUCGAAAUCGACGGCGAUACCACGAAUUACGAAGGCCUGAUGCCUCAGUCUUCGCCACAACGCCCUCCUCCCCGCAACAUCCACGACACAAUUAUGAGCUCUGACGAAGAUGACUUCGAUCUCGGCGCAAAGAAGCCUGUCGCUAGCAGGCUAAACGCAAAGCCCGCUGCGAAGCCCAAAGUUGCGGCUGCUAAACCAGCACCUAAACCUAAGACCGUCACGAAGAAGCCCACUGCACAGAGUCCUGCAGCGAAGGCUUAUGCGAAGAAGCACGGCAAAGACGCGGAGGCCGCUAAGCCUGCAGCCAAGACUAAGAAGCAAACCACCAUCGACUCUGAUGAGGAUGAGGAGAUGGAAGAUGCCGACGCCAUCGCGAACGACAUCUUAUCUGAUGAAGACGAGGACGAGCCAACUCCUAAACCAGCUGCUCGUGCACCUGCUGCUCGACCUGGUCGAAGGGCUGCUGCCAAGCCAGCGAAGUAUGUGGUUAGCGAUGAUGAGGCGGAGUCAGAUGAGGCUUCUGAACCUAGCUUCGAUGAUGACGACGAUAGCGAGUAG